Molecule: messenger RNA, 282 nt
Organism: Lolium rigidum
Lineage: Eukaryota; Viridiplantae; Streptophyta; Magnoliopsida; Poales; Poaceae
Exons: 1
Coding region: 1-282 (93 amino acids)
Source: RefSeq, a predicted model, not a curated record
AUGGCGCCGACGUACCGGCCCUACGCCGCCGAGUACGGGCGCGGCGACGCGAUGGUGGUCACCUACGGCGGCGGGGCCGUGGAGCGGAAGGCGCCGGCGAGGUGGGUGGCGGGUAUGGGGUCGUCGUCGGUGGCGUGGUUCGUGGGUGACCAGGCGGAGAUGAAGCGGCGGGGCAGGGUGGCCAGCUACAAGGCCUACACCGUGGAAGGCAAGGUGAAGGCCUCCAUCCGCCGGGGCCUCCGCUGGAUCAAGGCCAAGUGCUCCAACAUCGUCCAUCGCUAG